GAUGGAUAUGUACGACGAGAUGUACGAGAUUAAAAAUGGACGUGAAAUCGACGAUAGUCCCCCACCCGAUUUAGACGUGUCCGGUUCACUUCAAUUCGUUAAUCAGGAGGAUGAAGAAGAAGUCGAUGAUGAUGAUGAAGAGCGGCUGGGCGACCGACCUCAGCGAAAGGAAAGCUUCAAUGAAACCCAUCCCAUGGCCAUGCUCGAUGAGGGUAGCAAAGUGUCCCGUUCAAUCGAUUCUACACAAAAACGAGAACUGCGCAAAAAUGAUUCCAUGACCGAUAGCAGCGGCAGCGUGUCGGAUGAUGAUAAGGGACCGGCCAAAAAGCUGGUCGAGGAGAAAGAGUUCAAUCCGAAGCUGUACGAAAACAUCGAUGCUCCGGCCGACGUUAAGGAUUUGUUUCAAUACAUUCCACGCUACACGCCCCAGAGGAUUGCGACCGAUUACAAGCUGAAGAUAUUUAUUCCUGACUUCAUCCCAGCGGUGGGUGAUAUCGAUGCUUUCCUGAAGGUGUUUUCACCCAGUCCCGUGAAUGAGAAGAACAUCAAGAAGCUCAACGCUCACAUUCAGAAUCUGGGGCUUAUGAUUCUAGAUGAGCCAUGUGGUGAUCAGAGCGAUAGCGUCUUGCUGCAGAUGAAGCUGCGAUCGAUUUUUACUAAACCGAUCGAGACGCCCUCGGCGAUCGUACGCAGCUCACGGGAUAUUGAUCGAUGGGUCACGGAAAUUCAGGCACUCCGCACUAGCCAGUCGGUGCAAGGGGCAGCCAGUGCACAGAAGCAACCGAACAUCAGCAUUGACAAUCUCAUGUCCGAGUGGCCAGAAGAGGUAGAGCGGACGUUGGAUACCCUCGGUUUUCCACCGGCGAACCUGGACUGCAGUUUAACGGAGUAUAUCAAAAUCAUUUGCAAUAUUUUCGAUAUACCACUACCGAGCGAUGAAAGCCAAGCCGAUUACAUCUAUGCGUUGUACAAUUUGUUUAAUCUCUUUCUCGCCAUCAAGCAGCAGCAACAAUAG
Molecule: messenger RNA, 1015 nt
Organism: Anopheles aquasalis
Lineage: Eukaryota; Metazoa; Arthropoda; Insecta; Diptera; Culicidae
Gene: IFT46
Product: intraflagellar transport 46
Biological process (GO): intraciliary transport; cilium assembly
Cellular component (GO): intraciliary transport particle B; motile cilium; microtubule organizing center
Source: RefSeq, a predicted model, not a curated record